This is a messenger RNA of Scheffersomyces stipitis CBS 6054, 1173 nucleotides long. RefSeq names its product alpha/beta fold hydrolase. NCBI's taxonomy places the organism in Eukaryota, Fungi, Ascomycota, Pichiomycetes, Serinales, Debaryomycetaceae. The transcript has a single exon. Bases 1 to 1173 code for a protein of 390 amino acids. The record is from RefSeq and is a predicted model, not a curated record.
AUGUCCUUCGAUUUGGAGAAAAAGAUAACCACUGCCCAUAUACCUCGGGCCAGUGGUUCGACUAUUUUAGCCUCAGACACCUUGAAUGUCGUCUACAACAAGUACAAGUCAACGGCUGCAAUUCCUACAGAUGCCAUCAGAUACAACUUGAUUUUCUCCCAUGGAACAGGAAUGAACAAGUCGAUCUGGCACUAUCACAUCAAAAGCUUGUUUGAGUGGUCGCAGAAGAGCAACGGAAAAAUCUACAUCGACUCCGUCAUUGCCAUCGAUGCUGCUGGCCAUGGUGAUUCAGGAGUUAUCAACAGGAAUAAGCUCGGCUGGAUUUUCAGAUGGGACGAAGGAGGCAAAGACAUUAUUGAAGUGGUCAGAAACGAACACAGAACUACGGGGGAUUUCCAAAAUAACUUCAAGUCAAGAAACAUCCUCAUUGGACAUUCCAUGGGAGGCUUUCUGUCAUUGUUGGCUGCUUUCUAUGAGCCGGACUUGUUCGAUGCAACUGUGCCAAUAGAACCUGUCGUUUAUCUUGACUCCAGAUCAACUCGUAAAUUUUCUCAGAGAUUUCUGAUCAUAGGCAAGAUGAUCAUCAAUGAAUUCGACACGAAACAGGCAUUUGAAGAUUUCUUCAAGGUGCACUCGUUUUACAAGAACAUAGACCCCAAGGUAAUGGACGACUUCUUGAAUGAUGAAUUAUUGGAAGUGAUCGACCCUAAAACCAAAGACGUCAAGUACCGCAUCAAGUCAAGUUCUCAAGCCCAGAUGGCAGGAUAUGUAUCUUCUGCUUUGGUGUUGCCUCUAGGCAUGGAUAUUUACAAACACAUCAGAGUCCCCAUUGCCCAUGUCAUUGGUAAGAACGCUAAAUGGAACCCUCCCGAAUCCACUGAAUUUUUCAGAGGCAGUGUAAAUCCAGAUUUUUUAGCAGCUACAUACGAUAUUGAAGGAGGUGAACAUUUGGUCAAUGCGGAAAAGCCAGACGAUUUACUCGAGGUUCUCAAAGAUUUCAUCUUGAAGAGAAAAGUUGAGUUCAAAAGUACUGCUGCGCAACUUCCAGAGCAAAAAGCAGAGGGUUUGAGACAAAAGGUAUUUGAAUCUGAGAUCCCCAAGUUGCUUAAUGGUGAUUUAGGCACAUUGUACGGAAUACAACACACCGCCUUGGCCAAAGCUUCCAAGUUGUAA